CGGGCGGCGGGUCACGUGGCGGGGCGGAGCCUGCGGCGCCGGCCGGAGCGCGUCAGGAGCGGGUCCGGGAGAAGCUGCGCCGACGCCGCGGCCCCGCGCCCGGCCGUCCCCGCCGCCGCCGCCAUGGGCAUUAAAUUUUUAGAAGUUAUCAAACCUUUCUGUGCAGUUCUACCAGAAAUUCAGAAACCUGAAAGGAAAAUCCAGUUCCGGGAGAAGGUGCUCUGGACCGCCAUCACGCUCUUCAUCUUCCUGGUGUGCUGUCAGAUACCACUGUUUGGAAUCAUGUCCUCGGAUUCUGCGGAUCCUUUCUACUGGAUGAGAGUCAUUCUUGCAUCCAACAGAGGCACUCUCAUGGAGCUGGGCAUCUCCCCGAUCGUCACGUCGGGGCUGAUCAUGCAGUUGUUAGCCGGAGCCAAAAUCAUCGAAGUCGGAGACACACCCAAAGAUCGCGCUCUGUUCAAUGGAGCCCAGAAAUUGUUUGGAAUGAUCAUUACCAUUGGCCAGGCCAUUGUGUAUGUCAUGACGGGCAUGUACGGGGACCCCGCCGAGAUGGGUGCUGGCAUCUGCCUGCUCAUCAUCAUCCAGUUGUUUGUUGCUGGUUUGAUUGUGCUGCUGUUAGAUGAGCUGCUACAGAAGGGUUACGGCUUGGGGUCUGGGAUUUCCCUCUUUAUUGCCACCAACAUCUGUGAGACCAUUGUCUGGAAGGCCUUUAGUCCCACCACUAUUAACACUGGCCGAGGUACCGAGUUUGAGGGAGCGGUCAUUGCGCUGUUCCACCUGCUGGCCACCCGGACGGACAAGGUCCGGGCCCUGCGCGAGGCUUUCUACCGGCAGAACCUGCCCAACCUCAUGAACCUCAUCGCCACCGUGUUCGUGUUUGCAGUCGUCAUCUAUUUCCAGGGCUUCCGUGUCGACUUGCCCAUCAAGUCAGCACGCUACCGAGGCCAGUACAGCAGCUACCCCAUCAAGCUCUUCUACACCUCCAACAUCCCCAUCAUCCUGCAGUCCGCCCUCGUCUCCAACCUGUACGUCAUCUCCCAGAUGCUGUCUGUUCGGUUCAGUGGCAACUUCCUAGUGAAUCUGCUAGGACAGUGGGCCGAUGUGAGUGGCGGGGGGCCGGCUCGCUCUUACCCCGUGGGGGGUCUGUGUUACUACCUUUCCCCUCCGGAGUCCAUGGGGGCCAUCUUCGAGGACCCCGUGCACGUGGUCGUGUACAUCAUCUUCAUGCUGGGGUCCUGUGCGUUCUUCUCCAAGACGUGGAUCGAGGUGUCCGGCUCCUCAGCCAAAGAUGUGGCCAAGCAGCUGAAGGAGCAGCAGAUGGUGAUGCGGGGCCACAGAGACACCUCCAUGGUCCACGAGCUGAACAGGUACAUCCCCACGGCGGCGGCCUUCGGCGGGCUGUGCAUCGGCGCCCUGUCGGUGCUGGCCGACUUCCUGGGGGCCAUCGGCUCCGGCACCGGCAUCCUGCUCGCAGUCACCAUCAUCUACCAGUAUUUCGAGAUAUUUGUCAAGGAGCAGGCGGAAGUCGGCGGGAUGGGCGCCUUGUUUUUCUGAAUGUCCCGGUAUCUCUUGUGUGCGUGAAAGGGAAAAAAUUCUGACGUUUGUUUUUGUCAAACAGUGCUGGUUCCCCUUUCUCCCCGCGGUUUGCUUUGAAGUGCUGACUGGCCCUCUGCCGGGCGGGCGCCGGGCGCCGUGUGCAGCGUCUGGACCGGCUGCCUUAAACUCACGUUUACACGAGUGGGAAGGACACGGGCCGUGUCCCCGCCUCGCUGCGCACGGUGAGGGGGACGAGGACGCAGGUCCGACGUGCGCCAGGCCCGGGCCGCCCGGCACCCCAGCCUGUUCCAGAACCAACAUCGUCCCGUCGCCACUUCGAGAAUUCUGAGCUUAUUUCAUGAGUUCUGGAACAUUUCUAUCUAUAUUUUAGAUAUAAUUUUUAUACUUUUUUAACUCAUAGUAUCCAUGGUCCCCUCCUUUUAUUUGUCCCUCAAAGCAGCCACGUAGCCCAGGUGGGCGAGGCCAAGUCUGGGUCCCGUGGGCGCUGGGGGCUCGGCUCAGCCCGUGCCCUCCCCUGCUUCCUCGGCGGGCGCCCGGGCCGCUCCCCGCCCGUCCCGCAGCCACUUGAGAAUGCUCGUCGACACACUAGGCCCCGGUUUUUCUUUUUUCCUUAAUCCCUGAAGCAAAGUUCUAAUCCUCAAGCAGCGUCCUUAGUUCAGUGGGGGUGGACAAUGAGUAAUUCACGCAGGAAUUUGUGUGCGCUGUUGUAUUUCACAGCAGCAACAUGAGUGUAAGCUGUAGACAAUAAAAUUCCAUUUAAUAAAACUGUUGCAGUUGUGUUGGGAAAAAAAAAACCUGACACGAGACA
Sorex araneus (European shrew) is the source of this 2365-nucleotide messenger RNA. It is a transcript of the gene SEC61A2, whose product is annotated as SEC61 translocon subunit alpha 2. The transcript has 12 exons. The coding region runs from base 124 to 1554 and encodes 476 amino acids. Gene Ontology annotation, molecular function: signal sequence receptor activity; ribosome binding; transmembrane protein transporter activity. Lineage: Eukaryota; Metazoa; Chordata; Mammalia; Eulipotyphla; Soricidae. Gene Ontology annotation, biological process: SRP-dependent cotranslational protein targeting to membrane, translocation; post-translational protein targeting to membrane, translocation. Gene Ontology annotation, cellular component: Sec61 translocon complex; membrane. The record is from RefSeq and is a predicted model, not a curated record.